This is a messenger RNA of Lactuca virosa, 442 nucleotides long. NCBI's taxonomy places the organism in Eukaryota, Viridiplantae, Streptophyta, Magnoliopsida, Asterales, Asteraceae. The record is from the annotation of a GenBank genome assembly.
AUGGACUCGCCUAAAUGCACAAAAAGCUAUUUUGUUGAGCCAAGAGGAAGCCAAAAUGAUUUUGAGCAAGUUUUGAGUGGUUAUUAUGAUACAAUUCGUAGCAAGAAAUAUAUCUGCCAUACACUGACUCUCAUGCAAAUUCAAAAGGAAGAUGGCACAGGAAAGGAGUAUCCUUUGGGAGCUACCCUUGAGGCCACCAAAAAUACUUUGAUUCAAGACAGUAUAAAACUCUUAUUGGAUUUCCGUGUUGUUUUUUUAUCAAGAGUUGGGAUUGAUAUUGAAGCUAAGAGAAAUGAUGAUUAGUUGGAUACAUGAAGGGUUUCAGAGCUUCUAAAGACAGCUUAAUGAUGAGUUACUGAAACAAGGUGCCCCUUUAUAGCAGUGUAGUAUUAUGUUAUCUAGUUAGGGAAAACCUCUUAAUAACAAUGUACAAUAAGAUCCC